Molecule: messenger RNA, 9584 nt
Organism: Leptinotarsa decemlineata (Colorado potato beetle)
Lineage: Eukaryota; Metazoa; Arthropoda; Insecta; Coleoptera; Chrysomelidae
Gene: ft
Product: cadherin-related tumor suppressor fat
Biological process (GO): homophilic cell-cell adhesion
Cellular component (GO): plasma membrane
Molecular function (GO): calcium ion binding
Source: RefSeq, a predicted model, not a curated record
GUUCAGCACUAUAUUCUGGUGGUACAGGCUCAAGACGCAGGUCAUCCAGCUCUAUCAAGCACCCUAACCGUGUAUUGCAACGUCCUAGAUCUCAAUGACAACGCUCCACUAUUUGAUCCGAUGUCCUACAGCAACGAAAUUUUCGAAAAUGUUACAAUUGGCACGUCUGUUGUGACAGUUAGCGCUACGGAUUUGGAUUCAGGAAAAAAUCGCGAAAUACUGUAUUCGAUUACAUCCGGUGACGAAAACGACGACUUCGAAAUUUUCCAAAAUGGUUCCAUACUAACAAAAAAUCAGCUUGACAGAGAAACGCAAGGGAUCUACAAUUUGGUGGUCACUGCUACAGACCAAGCCAUCGCACCAGAGAAAAGACUAUCUUCCACUGUGCAGGUUACAAUCAUCCUCAAAGACGUCAACGACAUGUCUCCCGAGUUUAUCACUCCCAACGAUACCACCGUAGCAGAAAAUAUCCCUGUCAACACCGUCGUCAUGGCUAUCAAAGCCAUCGACAAGGACGAAGGGAGAAACGGAUACAUCGAAUACUCCCUCUCCAACGACCCUGUAACCAACGGAGUAUUUUCUUUGGGACCGGUAGAUGGACUGCUCCGAGUUUCCGGAAAGAUAGACAGAGAGACGACGAGCAACUACACUUUGCUGGUAACCGGAAGGGACAGAGGCGAUCCACCCAGAUUGACGAAUACAAAAAUUUUUGUGCGAGUCCUAGACGAGAAUGACAACAGUCCGGUAUUCGAUCCAAAGCAGUACAGCGCUUCUGUUUCGGAAAACGCCUCUAUUGGCGCCAGCGUCUUGCAGGUUUCGGCCACAGACAUUGAUGAUGGCCUCAACGGACGUGUGCGCUAUUCGAUCAGCUCCGGAGACACCAACAGAGACUUUAGCAUCGCGGAAGAUACCGGCGUAGUUCGCGUGGCUAAAAAUCUCAACUACGAGAGGAAAUCUCGCUACGAGCUCAUCGUCAGAGCUGAGGACUGCGCCGGUGAUAUCAGCGGAGCUGCCGUGAGAGCCGAUACUGCCAAAAUCUCCAUAGCCGUUUCGGACAUCAACGACAAUCCCCCAACGUUCUUGGAUUCGCCUUAUUUGGCUUACGUCAUGGAGAAUAUCGUUCCGCCCAACGGAGGUUAUGUCAUCACUGUACAAGCGUAUGAUGCCGAUACUGCGCCUUUCAAUAACCUGGUCAGGUACUUCAUUAAGGAAGGGGAUACAGAUAUUUUCAGAAUAAACGCUUCCACGGGUGCUAUUUCGUUGUUGAGAGCCUUGGACAGAGAAAUCCAAGACGAAUAUAUUCUGAGCCUAGUUGCAAUGGACACUGGCUCACCCCCUCUAACAGGCACCGGAACAGUACGAAUCGUGGUCCAAGACGUGAACGAUCAUAGUCCGGAAUUCAAGCGACAAGCCUAUAUCGCCACCAUCAAAGAAAACCUCCCCGCCGGAACAUGGGUCAUAACUCCGAUAGCCACCGACAAAGACAUCGGACUUAACGGAAAAAUCAGAUACAGCCUCCUUGGCGACAAGGUCGAGCGAUUCAAGGUGGACCAGAACACCGGAGUGAUAACCACAACAAUAUCCCUCGACAGAGAAGAGCUCAGCUCGUACUCACUCACGCUUAUGGCGCAGGACUGUUCAACCACCGAACCCAGAGCCGCUGCUGUGAAUCUUACGAUCAACGUGGCAGACGAGAAUGACAACUCGCCAAUGUUCGAGUCCAGCAAGAACGAAGUGUACAUCUCCGACCACACUAAAGCUAAUCAAUUCGUUUUCGGAGCUAGAGCCACCGACGAAGAUGUCGGUGCCAACUCCAAAAUUGCCUACCAGCUCGCCGGGGAACACGCUAGAAACUUCACCAUCAACGGGAAGACUGGUGUCAUUAAAGCCGUGUACGACUUGCAGAGAUCAUCUCGUAGCGUCUUCAAUCUGGAAAUAGAAGCAGUGGAUGGUGGAAAGACACCGAGAAAAGCUAGCAUGGAGCUAAAAGUGUUCCUGAAACCCGAUCAUCUCUUUCCUCGUCUCGCAACUCCCAUGAAGACCAGAUUUGUCGUUCCCGAAAGCACGCCGAAAAUGAUGAUCGCUAGAUUCCGUGCCACGUCUCCAAAGAAAGGUCCUGCGGGAGAGGUGCGAUACGCCAUUGCGGGUGGCAACAUUGGCGGAGCCUUAGAAAUCGACAGAAACACAGGUGAACUUCAAGUCGCAGGAGAAGGCCUGGACUACGAAGUCUCUCCGCAGUAUGAAGUAUGGAUAGAAGCCCAAGACUCUGACGAACCAUCUCUUCGAAGCGUCCUUCAGCUGACUAUUGAUGUCACAGAUUCCAACGACAAUGCACCGGUGAUGAACAGCCUCCUUUACAACGCUUCGGUUAUGGAAGAAGAAGCCCCGCCUUUGCUGGUGGUAAAAGUAUCCGCCACAGAUGCAGACUCAGGAGAAUUCGGACAAAUCACUUAUAAGCUGCUUGAUGACUUUGAAUCCACUUUCGAAAUUGAUCAGGACAGUGGGGAGAUUUACACCAACGGCCGCUUGGAUCGAGAAGACGUUGCUAGCUACGAAUUGACGGUUGAAGCAAGCGACAGAGGAGUACCACCUCUGACAGGCACCGCCACUGUGAUCGUUACCGUGCUCGAUAAAAACGAUAACCCUCCAAGGUUCACCCGUUUAUUCAGCGUGAAUGUCACCGAGAACGCGGAGAUCGGCUCCUUCGUCAUUAGAGUCACCAGCUCCGACCAAGACAUUGGAGAGAAUGCCAAUGCCACUUAUAGCUUCACGGAAAACCCAGGCGAUAAGUUCAAAAUUGAUCCAAUCAGCGGUAACGUCACCGUAACAGGCCAUCUGGACCGCGAACAACAAGACGAGUACGUCCUCAAAGUAGCAGCAGUCGACGGCGCCUGGCGAUCAGAAACGCCCCUUACCAUCACCAUCCAAGACCAGAACGACAACGCUCCUGAGUUCGAGCACUCUUACUACAGCUUCAAUUUUCCAGAACUUCAGAGAGACAUCGUGUCUGUUGGACAAGUCACAGCAACCGACAGGGACAAGCAGGGUCCCAACUCUGUUAUCAGUUAUUCCUUGCAGCAACCAUCAGACCUUUUCACCGUUGACCCUGCCUCAGGAGAAAUCUUCAGCAAACGCAGCCUCAGGUACAAGUACACGCCGAUGGAGUCAUCUCCUGAAAACAUCCACUCUCUCACCAUCUUGGCAACGGAUAACGGCAAACCUCCGAUGUCUUCCGAAUGCUUAGUCACCAUUAACGUAGUGGACGCCAACAAUAACGCCCCGACAUUUGAACAGCAAGAGUACUUGUCGCCAGUACCAGAAGACGCGGUGCAAGGACAGCAUCUCUUGAAAGUCGUGGCCAAAGAUGAGCUGGACGUUGGGGUGAACGCUGAAAUAGAGUACUCUAUCACUGGUGGCAAUGGCUCAAAUAAUUUCCUGGUAGACGACACCAGCGGCUGGAUCACCGUCAAAGAGAAAGUUCAUGGCGUGGGAACGGUCUAUAAUCUCCAAGUUAAAGCUACGGAUAAGGGAAUCCCUCCACAGCAGAGUGAAACGGCCGUUACAUUGAUUGUUACAGGAGAAAAUAUCUUUAGUCCCGUGUUCACGGCUCUGAGUUAUCAAGCUUUCGUUCCAGAGAAUAAACCGUUAGGAUCAUCUAUUUUGACAGUGAGUGCGUCUGACAACGACCAAGGACCCAACGGAAUGAUUCGGUAUAAAAUAUCCGCUGGAAAUGAACGCCAGAAAUUCUCACUCGAUCCAGUUUCGGGCGCUGUGAUCAUCCUCCAACCGCUGGAUUACGACACAAUCCAGGAGUACCGGCUGAACAUAACAGCUGAAGAUCUAGGCUUCAAGCCAAAACGUACAACUGCUAGUCUCACCAUAAAUGUGACAGACAUCAACGACAAUUCGCCAAUCUUCAAUCAGUCUGCUUACGACGCCUAUUUAUCGGAAAAUCUUCCGCCGAAUAGUUUUGUUUAUCAAGUGGCAGCUACAGAUUUAGAUUCCCCCAAGAACGCUAUAAUAGAGUAUUCGAUAACGGAUGGGCCUGACAAAGAUGUAUUCAAGAUUGGAUCCAAAUCAGGAAGGAUAACCUCCAAAAUCAGCUUUGACUAUGAAGAAGAGGUUCUUUACACGCUUAAAGUAGUUGCGGCUAAUCCUGAUUCCACCAUGUCAGGUUCUGCUAUAGUGCGCGUUCACAUCACUGGUGUCAACGAGUUCUACCCCAGAUUUAUCCAGUCCGUUUUCCACUUCGACGUAUCAGAAUCGACGGAAGUCGGGACCAAAAUCGGUACAAUACAGGCCACAGAUCAAGACUCUGGAGACGAUGGUAAAAUUUAUUAUCUCUUCGUGGGAUCCAGCAACGAUAAAGGUUUCAGCAUUAAUACAGAGACCGGAAUUAUUAGUGUGUCCAGGAAUUUGGACAGAGAGACGCAAAGCCGUAUAGUACUCACUGUGAUGGCAAAAAAUGCUGGUGGUAUACGAGGAAACGACACAGAUGAAGCCCAGGUGAUAAUAACAGUUCAAGAUGGUAACGACCCACCGGAGUUCCUGCAGAGCCUUUACGAAGCAGAAGUUUCCGAAGGUGCAGUGGUGGGGUCUAAGAUUGCGGCUGUCAAAGCUGUAGACAAAGAUGUGCGAUCGCAGAACAACCAAUUUAGCUAUUCAAUAAUUGGAGGCAACGUGGAGCAGGCUUUCAAGAUAGAUCCUCAGACGGGUGAAAUCCAGACUUCUAGAAAUUUGGAUAGAGAAACAACGCCAAUGUACUCCCUAGUCGUCGGAGCCAUAGAUACAGGAAUCCCACCUCAAACUGGAACAACCCUGGUAAAAAUUCAAAUAAACGACAUCAAUGACAAUGGUCCUGUAUUUGAUCCACCCCAAGUCGUGGGACAGGUCAUGGAAAACAAGCCACCAAACACAAAGGUCAUGGUGCUGUCCGCAAAGGAUCCAGACUUGCCUCCGAAUGGAGCUCCAUUCACUUACAAACUCGUCGGUGGUAAGCACAAAGACUAUGUCAGAGUGGACAAGCACACUGGUGCCGUAGUGACCACCAAAGUCAUUGAUAGGGAGCUCACCCCCGAACUCAAUAUCAUCGUAGAGGUUGAGGACAGCGGUUUCCCGAAAAUGAAGUCCCAGCACAACAUAAGGAUAGAAAUUCAGGACGAAAAUGACAGUCCCUCAAGUUCUAGGUCUGUGCAUGUCCUAGUAUACGCUUUCAACGACACCUAUCCGCUGGGGAAGAUCGCCAACGUGCACCCCAAUGAUCCAGAUUUGAUAGGAGACUACAGGUGCAAGAUUCUCCAGAAACCUAGCAUCUCCGGUGUAUUGUCCAUCCCCGCUGGUUGCAAUCUUCAUACUUCAAGGAUAACGCCAGGACUAGGAUACUCCCUGUCUGUUUCGGGGAACGAUGGACGACACUCCGACGUCGUGUCAACAGUAACUGUCGAGUUUGUUUCUUUCAACAAUGUAACCGUGGAUAACUCUGUGACGAUUAGGAUCGAGAAUCUAACCGCUGAGAACUUUCUCUGGCAAUACUACAGAGGCCUCUUGGACAUCAUCAAGAGCGCAUUGAUAGGUGAAGAAAGCCUUCUACUGUAUAGCCUGCACGAGAAUGAAGCUAGCUUAGAAAUCAACCUGGCGAUAAGAAGCGGCAGCGGAUAUAAAAGCAGGUUCCUAACGAUUGAGAAGAUACUGAAAAAACGCGAAGCUUUGGUGAACCUUUUUCAAAUCCCCGACAUCGAAAUCGGGUACACUCCUUGCAACGACAACACCUGCGAGAACGGUGGCAUCUGCUUCGAAACGAUGACGGUGAAGAAGACGACCGAAAUAACCGACAGUCAGAACAUAAUCUUCACAUCUCCUUUAGUUUUACAUGAAUAUACUUGCCAGUGCGCUGAUGGUUUUACAGGAUCUACCUGCAGUAAGAGGCAAGAUCCCUGCCUCCCGAACCCUUGCAAGUCUGGUGGACAGUGCAGGAGACAAGGUUUCAAUUUCCACUGUAUUUGUCCCUCUGGAAAAGACGGCAGACACUGCGAGAGCCAAAAGGAUGACGUCUGCUCCGAUAACCCAUGUCAAAAUGGUGGCUCCUGUCGCGAAAGUCCUGAUGGAUCCUCCUUCUUCUGCUUGUGUAGGUCGGGGUACAAGGGCAACCAGUGUGAAGUACUGGCCGAUUCUUGCAGACCAAACCCUUGUCUUCACGGAGGCCUCUGCGUCAGCUUGAAGCCCGGUUACAAGUGCAGCUGCACCGAUGGACGGUAUGGCAGACACUGUGAGAAGUCUACUUACGGAUUCCAAGAACUUUCCUACAUGAGUUUUCCAUCCUUAGACGCAGCUACCAACGACAUAUCUUUUAUAUUCGCUACCACCAAACCGGAUGCUCUCCUCGUAUAUAACUAUGGGCUACAAACAGGAGGCAGAAGCGACUUUGUUGCGGUGGAGCUCGUCCAAGGUAGGGCGUUGUUUUCCUUUGGAGGGACCAGAACGGCAAUAACUUCCGUUAGUGUUGGUGGCAAGAAGAACAACCUGGCGGAUGGGAACUGGUAUAAGAUAACAGCAACAAGAAAUGGUAGGGUUGUUUCACUGAGCGUUGCUAGUUGCGCCGAACAAGGAGAUGUAUGCGAAGAAUGUCGACCAGGAGAUAGCACAUGUUACGCUGAUGAAAUUGGACCUAGCGGAACACUAAACUUCAACAAUCAACCACUAUUGAUAGGAGGUUUGAUCAGCGCAGAUCCUGUUCUAGAACGACCUGGCCAAGUCCAUUCCGAUGAUUUGGUAGGCUGCGUCCAUAGUAUUUCCGUCAAUGGCCGUCAACUCAACCUCAGUCAACCCUUGGCCUCUGAAGGAAUAGAAAACAAAUGUAUUCGCCGAGAAUCCUGUUCCAAAGCGCAAAACGAACCCUGCCUUGGCUUCGGUAGCUGCUUGGAUCGUUGGAGCUCCAUCAGCUGCAACUGCGGAGGAAAUCUGAUAGCACCUGACUGCCAUUCUUCCCUGCAGCCAAUCAGCGUCAGCGGUGGAGGAUUUGUAGAAUUCGAAAUUUCCAAAAAGCACAGAAGGAUGCAGCUACUGGAGAAUAUUUACAAAGGAUCCACGCUGUGGGGCCAUCAGAGAAAGGCAAGGUCCAACAUUCUAGCCCCUGUAGCAAUUUCACCAGAUAAGAGCAUGAGCAUAGUGUUCCGGACCGUCCAACAGAAUGGGCUCAUUCUCUACGCAACAAGUAACAAGUACUACACCUCCAUAGAAUUGAUCAAUGGCCAGAUUUUCUAUAUCAGUAAGCUCUCCACUGUCGUCAAUAUGACCGACUCUCACAAAAUGGUGACUGACGGAUUGUGGCACAAUUUAACCCUGGUUUCACGCGGAAGAGGUAUUAAACUGCUCCUAAACGGUGAGAAGUUUGGAGACGAGCUCGACUCAGCGGGGGUGCAUGACUUCUUGGACCCCUACCUCACCUACCUCAGCAUCGGCGGCGUUUCUAAUAACAUGUAUCAUGUCAAGAAUGCUCCUCCCCAGCAUUUCGAAGGCUGCUUCGGCAACUUCACUAUCAAUAACGAAAUACAGCCCUUCAACGGCUCCGGCAGUAUCUUCCAAGAGGUGCACUUCCACGGAAGGAUCACCAGGGACUGUAAAGGACCUAUCGGGGUCGGAACGGCCACCGCGCCAGAUCCACUCAGCAUCGGAAUCACCCUAGUCAUCGUCUUUUUCGUGGUUUUGCUCGUUGCCAUACUAGUUUCUUUCGUAGCAUUUAGACUGAGGAAGCAAUACAAAGAAAAGGGCGGGGUUUCGAAUAAUGCAACAGGGAUUCACACUAAGCAGAACGGAAGCAGUACCAUGAUAGGAAGCAACGGAAUGGGAGUAGCUAACGAGAAUGUUUUAGGCAGGGUAAUGCACGGAAACGAUAACCCCAUGUCCUACCAUGCCGAUGGGGAUGUCAUCCGAGGUAUAGGAGGGCUACCUCUGGUGGGCCCGGAGCUGCUUUCGAAGAAGUAUAAGGAGCGGGAGAUCAUCCAAGGCGACAUGCCGAGGCCGCAGCGGCCGGACAUAAUCGAGCGUGAAAUUAUGGGGAAAGGCCCUCCAAUGCGCGAUGAGCACCAUCCUCCGAUGCCCCCGAAUUCCAAUCACAGCCACGAUCAUGUGCCGACGGACCUGAAUUCGGAAAUUCCCGAACACUACGACCUGGAGAACGCCAGCAGCAUAGCCCCUUCGGACAUAGACAUAGUGUACCAUUACAAAGGCUACCGCGAGACCGGGGGCCUGAAGAAGUACAAAGCAAAUCCCCCCGGUGUGGGAGGCUACCACCACAAGCACCCAGCGGCACAGGGUCAAGCGCAGCACAGGCACUCGCCACACCUGCCCACUGGAUACCCUCCUCGGGUUCCUCCUGUAACGUGUCAGAACUCGCGGCCGCACCAGAGCACCCCCUUGGCCCGGUUAAGCCCCAGCAGCGAGAUGAGUGCCCAGCAGCCGAGGAUACUUACACUGCACGACAUCAGCGGCAAGCCGCUGCAGACAGCACUUUUGGCAACGACUUCCAGCUCGGGGGGUGUCGGUAAAGACAACAGCGAGCGUAGCAUGAACAUGAAUAGCCCGGCGAUGUCGCAGCUCAGCGCGCAGCCCCAGGUGACGUCGGCAUCUCCCGGAGGAAUGGGGCUCACCGCCGAGGAGAUCGAAAGACUGAAUUCCCGCCCGCGAAAUUCUAGUUUAGUAUCAACGCUCGACGCCGUGUCGAGCUCCAGUGAAGCUCCUCAGCGUGGGGGGGGCAAUCACUUGAACCACUUGCGACACUCCCCCGUGCCAGAGACGCAUCACAGCAGCACCACGACCGACGAGAGCGGUAACGAUAGCUUCACCUGCUCGGAGAUCGAGUACGACAAUACCAGUUUGACGGGCGACAAAUAUAAACCUAGCGAGUCGGACCCGAGGAGGACAGACUCUAGUUCCGGGAACAAGGGGAAAAUCCCACCUCCAUCGUACGACGGGUUCGACUCUUCGUAUCGUGGUUCGAUGAGUACUUUGGUGGCGUCCGAUGACGAGUUGGGGGGACCGAUGUAUAGGCCUGGAACCGGUUCUCCACCAACGAAUGCGCUGGGAUGGGACUAUUUACUGAAUUGGGGGCCCAAUUUCGAGAGUCUGGCAGGUGUGUUUAAAGACAUUGCGGAGCUGCCUGAUUCUGUGAAUGGGCGAGUGCCCGCGUCAUUAAGACUUACGAACGCUCAGAAACCGUCUGAGGAGUAUGUAUAGUGCGGUACGAAAAGUAGACUCUUUUAUGCAAUUUGUUUUAUAUGUCUGCCCUUGUAUCAAGGCGUUUGUAAUUUUCUUGCCAUAAUUUGUGUAAUUUCAUCUGUAAAUUAUCGAAGCAUUGUUAUUAUAUACUGGUGGAAAUAUCUGAUAGUGCGUCUGUAUAAAAUAAUCCAAGAAACCUUCUUUAUCGAGCAUUUAUAGGUUUUGUAGUGUACAAAUUCGAGUCGAAACGAUUGGCUGUGAGAUAUUUCUAUCAGUUUCUAUACCUUGAAGACUUGUACAUAUUUUUUAUACUAAAGUCAGCCGUUGUAGAAAUUCGAAUAUUUAAUAAAUAAAAACUAACUGUAAAAUUU